This is a messenger RNA of Volvox carteri f. nagariensis, 648 nucleotides long. RefSeq lists its product as uncharacterized. Bases 1 to 648 code for a protein of 215 amino acids. The transcript has 2 exons. The record is from RefSeq and is a predicted model, not a curated record. Lineage: Eukaryota; Viridiplantae; Chlorophyta; Chlorophyceae; Chlamydomonadales; Volvocaceae.
AUGGCUGCCGAUUUGACGGCGGCGGGCUUUUUGGCGGUGGCUGCCGAGGUGACGGCAGCGGGCGUUUUGUCGGCUGCGGCUGUGGUGGCUGCGGCUGUGGUGACGGCGGUGGCGGCUGUGGUGGCGGCAGCGGCUGCGGUGGCGACGGCGGCUGCGGCUGUGGUGACGGCGGUGGCGGCUCCGGUGGCGACGGCGGCUGCGGCUGUGGUGACGGCGGUGGCGGCUGCGGUGGCUGUGGUGACGGUGGCGGGCUUUUUGGCGAUGGCUGCCGAGGUGACGGCAGCGGGCGUCUUGGCUGUGGUGACGGCGGUGGCUUCGGUGGCGCCGGCGGCGGGCUUUUUGGCUGCGGCGGCUGUGGUGACGGCUGCGAUGCCUGCGGCGGCGGCGGCGGCUGUGGUGGCGGUGGCAGGCUUUUCGGCAGUGGCGGCCGACGUGACAGCGGUAGGCUGUUUGGCUGCGGCGGCUGUGGUGGCUGCGGCGGGUUAUUUGGCUGUGGAAGCCUGGGCGCCGGAGGCAGGCCGCUUGGUGAUGGAAUUGGGGGUGACAGCGGCGGGCUGUUUGGCGGCGGCGGUGGUGGUGGCUGCGGCCGGCUUUUUCGCGGCGGCGGCUGUGGUGACGGCGGCGCUUCCGGCUAUCUUACAAGAGUGA